AUGCUUUCCAGUCAAACCAGAUACACUUUUAGUGAAAAGGUAGAAAAAGUUGAACUUGAAAGAAGUUUUCGUAUCAAAUCUCGAGGCUCAGAAUCUCGUGAAACUCGUCAUCACAAAAAAUUGAAAAGAAGAUCCGCAGCUCUUGCAAAUUCUCCAAGCAUGUCAACCAAUGCAAGCUUAUUGUAUAAUAUUCAAAAUCAAAGCACAGAAUCUAUUUCAAGCCAAAUUCUCCGCUCUAAGCCACCUCGUGUUCCACCUCUUUUAACUAAAAAUAUUUUGCUGCAUAAAUGCAAAGAAAAAAGCGAGCGCAGCUGCUUAACUCAGGCAGAUGAUUUGUUUUUCCUGAACGAAUAUAAGUAGGUUUUAUAUAGAAAAAUUGAAAUAAUAAAAACUCGACAAGUACCUUGCUCGAAAACUCCAUUUUGGUUUCAAGACAUGGUCUUGCUAGACAUUUCGUCUAAGAGGCUGAGAGAUUCAAAUAGGUGUUUGCAGUUAGAAGAUCUAGUGCCUAAUGACAUCAAAAGAUCAGAUUUUACUAAAUGGGUGAGCCGAAUGAAUGGAAAUAGGAACUAA
Blepharisma stoltei is the source of this 573-nucleotide messenger RNA. Lineage: Eukaryota; Ciliophora; Heterotrichea; Heterotrichida; Blepharismidae. The record is from the annotation of a GenBank genome assembly.